Molecule: messenger RNA, 1902 nt
Organism: Rhododendron vialii
Lineage: Eukaryota; Viridiplantae; Streptophyta; Magnoliopsida; Ericales; Ericaceae
Exons: 8
Coding region: 237-1589 (450 amino acids)
Biological process (GO): vesicle budding from membrane; late endosome to vacuole transport via multivesicular body sorting pathway
Cellular component (GO): multivesicular body; ESCRT III complex; cytoplasmic side of plasma membrane
Source: RefSeq, a predicted model, not a curated record
UUUCUUUAAUAAAUUCUUUCAUUUUUUCAUUUUCUUUUUCCCUAAACUAGGAACCAAACAACCAAAGAGAAUUUUUAAUCCUGUUUUCCUCCAUUUUCCCAGUUUCCAAACAGAAUCCAAACAAAAAUACUCCGAUGCGGCGGAGUUUGGGUUGAGAAGUUGGCGCUUCGUUUCGUUUGAGAACCAGUUUCGCACAGAUAGGUGGAUAUGUAUCUUUAAAGUGAAAAGAAAGAGAAAUGGUGGUUGGAUCAUCUUCUUCUUCUUCUUCUUCGAUGUUGUCGCGGACAGUCGAGGAAUUCGUAAGGAAGGAGGUGGCAGAUUGGGACGAUGAGGUGAUGGCGACCGCAAGAUUCAAGGCAUUUAGCGGACAGAGGUCGGAUUGGGAGCCCAAAUACGCUUUCUGGAGAGACCUCAUCCUUAAGGUGGCCACCCACCUCGGCGUCUUCUUCUUUCAUCCUUCCGAGGUUAAAAACAUUUGGUUCAGUCGAGGAGGCCUGAGUCCUUUAUGCCUUGACCGUGUACUGCUCGAAAUGUAUAAUGCUGGUAUUAUUUUAAGAAUGGGGGAUCUAGUAGAUCCAUCAAGUGCUCGAUUCUCUCAAAUUUUCAGAAGAGUAGUACAAGUGAUGGGUUUGUCUAGAUCAUUAACUCAGGUGGAUAUCAUGGAAGACCAUCUCAUUCUCUUGCCACUAUUACAGGUUAAGGCUGCUGAAGUUGUCAAAACGAUAUCAGAGAAUCAUUGGACUUCCUCAUGCAUCAUUACGAUGAGGAAGUUCAAGGACAUCUGCGGAGGAUCCAAGGAAGCAUCUACCAUCUUGAGUCACUUGUCAGGAUGCAGGAAAGUACAGUACCUUGUGAUAAGCAAGAGGGACUUCAUGGAGGGCGUGAAAGUAUCUUCCACCCAAGAAGCAGUUUCUAGUUUCACAAGUCUGGAUUAUGAUGUUUUGCAUUUGGUUUCAACAGUAGAUAAACUUCAACAACAGCUUGAUACAAUUAACCGACGUUGGGAAACGUCAAGAGAAUUAGCUUUAGCUUCUCUGAAAUCUGGAAGCAGAAAUGCUGCUCUGAAGCAUGCAAGAGAAGUAAAACUAGCCUCUGAAAGCAGAGAAAAAUGUACAUCACUUCUGAACAGAGUGGAGGAAGUCCUCAGAGCCAUAGCCGAUGCAGAAUCAUCGAAAAAGGUAACUGAAGCCAUCCAAAUUGGUGCAAGAGCAAUAAAGGAGAACAGGAUCAGCGUGGAAGAAGUUCAGCUCAUAUUACAAGAACUUGAUGAUAGCAUUGAUUUGCAGAAGCAAGUGGACAAUGCUUUAGAAUCUACUUCGUUGUUCACGGGGAUUGAUGAUGCAGAUGUUGAAGAUGAGUAUAAGAGAUUAGAGAUGGAAGUUGGAAGUCAUUCCUCCCAAGUAUGCAGCUCCGCAGUUGGUGUGAAUAAUGCGAAAGCAAAACCAGAGGAUCAGAAAACUUCUGAACAACUAAGUGAUGCUUUAUCAAAACUUAGCCUUGUGGAAGAUACACCCAUGGAACCCGUGACCCUGGAUCCAAUGAAACGAACAAGAAACAUUUCUAAUGAUCUCCAGCUUGAAAGCACAUAGCUAACACUUAUCUCGUUUCGUACAAUCAGAUUUUAGAAGCCUCAGUAAUUAACUUCUUCGAAAAAAGUGCUCUUUUGAACAGUAGUUUGAAAAAAAAAAAAACAAGUGAGAAGGCUUCUUGUUAUGUAGUUGUGAUAUUUGAAUCUACAGUCAAUGUAAACUGGCCCAAAUGGGAUCUGAGAUACAAUCUAGCUGGAUAUAGCUUCCAUGUGCAGGCUAUAUUAGUAACAUUUAAUUACAUGUUUUUGGUGCCGAGAUGGAGAUUGGUUAGAAGCUAUGAAUGCCAAAAUUAGAAAGCAUUAUGUUGUACUUC